Molecule: messenger RNA, 1598 nt
Organism: Gambusia affinis (western mosquitofish)
Lineage: Eukaryota; Metazoa; Chordata; Actinopteri; Cyprinodontiformes; Poeciliidae
Product: protein phosphatase 1 regulatory subunit 1A-like
Exons: 7
Coding region: 306-935 (209 amino acids)
Biological process (GO): intracellular signal transduction
Cellular component (GO): cytoplasm
Molecular function (GO): protein phosphatase inhibitor activity
Source: RefSeq, a predicted model, not a curated record
UGCCCUUGCCUGAGCACUGAGGGCUUGGAGAGGCUGAGAGGAAAGAGAGGGGAGCUGGGAAAGACACACCGGCAAGUGCUGAAGACAGGACAAGUGUAUAGGUCAGAAAUAAGUAUAAGAAAGCUUAUUAGGGGAAGGUGUAGGCAAGAGAUAAAAUAAAUAGAAACUAAGAAAAAAGAAACUGGCUAUUUUUUGGGAAAAACUGGAGCCCCCUUCUUUUUUUUAAGCCUGGUUCAUUUACCUCUGCACGGAUUCUCCUCUUCGUCUUCUUGUUCUUGCUCUCCUCUCUGACAGACAGCACCACCAUGGAAACUGGGAGCCCCAGAAAGAUUCAGUUCACCGUCCCCCUGCUGGACACCCACCUGGACCCAGAGGCAGCAGAACAAAUCAGAAGACGCAGACCCACACCUGCAACUCUGGUGGCAUCCAGUGAUCAGUCCUCACCAGAAAUAGACGAAGAUCGGCUUCCAAACCAGUUGUAUAAGGCAGCUCUGUUGAAUUCUCCCCGACAACGAAGAAAAGGACAAAAGGGGACACCAACAAUGAAAGAGCUGCAGUUUCUUGUAGAACAUCACCUGUACAGGCAGCAGCAGGGAGCUGGAGACGAGUGCUCCUCAGAGAGCUGCUUGUCCGACCGGCCCAGUCCCGACUCUGUUCCCACUGGUGAGGAGCUCCCACAUGAUGACGAUGCCACUGCAGAGGCCUUUGAAAAGCUGCGCUGCCAAAUGGAAGAGUUCUCCAGGGAGAGCCUAUUAGAUGCUGGCGGUGAACUUGAGUGCCCCCUCUCCAAAGAGAAAAACGAUUGUGUGGCCACCGUAGCAGAUCCCUCGUCCCAGAAAGAAAAUGCACUAACAGACACAAAGGCAGGAGGAUCCAGUACAAAUCAGCCAUCAGGGAAGAAGAUGAAGAAAGUCAGCCUCGAGACACAGAAAUAAAGACGUCUGUGCAGCCAAAUGUUGUUCAGUCUGCCCAACACAGUGACAAGAUUGUCCAUGCAGAUGGAGGAACAUCAGGGCAUCACUAUACCUCUGCAGCCAGACUUUAGUUACCACCUCAAGAAUAAGACAAAAUCUUUCUUUAUCUAUUUGUGAAAAAUUCAACCUAAUUUUUAACAGAUUUUACUGUACUGCUCUGAAGCUAGUCAAUUGUGUGUAUAAAUCUGAGAUUCAUGCCUCAGUAACACAUUCAUAACUGUGCUUCAAACAUGAUAUUCCCUCUUAUUGAUCAAAACAAACAAACAAAAGUAGUAUAAGACUUUCUUAUGCUGUUUUUAGUUUGUAUUAUGAGUUUCCUAUUUCACGUUGGAUCAAUAACAUGGAUCAGCACAUCAUAAACAAAUGGAGCUAAUGAAGUUUAAAUUGUAAUUAGAAUGACUUGUCCUUAACUGAGUGAGCAGUGUGUUGAGUGAAAUUCAUAUUAUAAUGUAUAUUUACAUAACAUGCAUCACCUAAAACAUAUGAGCAACUUGCUGAGCUAUGAUAACUGGUUAAUUAUUAAUGAGUUCAAAAAGUGGCCAAAAAUAAAUAAAUUGAUUUUUUACAAUUUUGUAUUCCCCCCCAUUUUUAGAGUUAUGUAAUCACUUUUUUUUUUUUUUUUUU